Molecule: messenger RNA, 885 nt
Organism: Zasmidium cellare ATCC 36951
Lineage: Eukaryota; Fungi; Ascomycota; Dothideomycetes; Mycosphaerellales; Mycosphaerellaceae
Exons: 4
Coding region: 1-885 (294 amino acids)
Source: RefSeq, a predicted model, not a curated record
AUGUCCAAGUUAUCCGAACCCCUCAAACAAUUCAUCAACGCCGCCCACGCCCGCCCCAACACCAUCCCAGCGCCCAAAACCAUACUAAAUGUCUACGAGAAAAUCGCCCAAGAUGCCGCGGAGAAUAAAGUAGGACUACCGGCUUGGUUGUGUGCUUCUACAGCAGCAACCAUGACGAUGAACUCGCCCGAGUCGAUGCUGGAGUUGUAUCGGCUCGCGAUUAAGGGUGGUGCGGACCAGGAGAGGGGCGUGUAUACGGCGGAGUUGAUGAGGGAGGUCGGGUUGAAAUGUAUUGGGUUUAAUGGGGUCCCUCGAACGAUCAACGUCCUCGGAGCCUUCCACUCCGGCCUCCCAGAAAACAUCCAAUCCGCCUUGAAAGAGCGCAAACCUCGACGAGCCCUCACCAAAUCCAACAUCGAGCCCACCCUCGCCCGCGGCAACUCCCUCUGGGACUCCAUCUACCACCCCUUCUCGACCAAACUCAGCACAAAACUCGCCCAAUCGCACCCAGAUCUCCCCGUGCACAUCAUAGAAUCCGAGUAUGGCUGCCUCUUCUCCGAUCCCCCUUCCACAUCCACCGCUUCCAACGCAGCGCCAUGCCCUAACGUCGGCCGCGUCCUCACCUCCAUCAUCGCCGUGGCAUGUCUACGCGCGCAAAGCGGCGUGGGACCGCAGGUCGUCAGUCAUGUAUUUGGACUACGGAAGGCGUUUGAGGACGGGACGGCGGAGGGGGAGGAUGUGGUUCCCGGGGGCAAGUGGUUGGCGAGCAAUGAGGGAAGUUUGUGGUUGUUGGAGCAGGUGGAUCGGAUUGUGCAUGCGUUGGGGGAGGGGAGGGGGACGACGUUUGCGCCUGGGUUUGAGAGUGCGCCGAGGGCGAAAUUUUGA